Paramormyrops kingsleyae is the source of this 5382-nucleotide messenger RNA. It is a transcript of the gene vwa5b2, whose product is annotated as von Willebrand factor A domain containing 5B2. Lineage: Eukaryota; Metazoa; Chordata; Actinopteri; Osteoglossiformes; Mormyridae. The record is from RefSeq and is a predicted model, not a curated record.
AGUGUGAAAUAUUGCCCUCGUUUAACUUCACAUGUGGAGCCUAAUCUGAAAAGAAUUGCCGUUAUGACCCCGAAGAUAUUGCAGUUUAGAUGUCAGUAAAUGUGGCGAAUAUCGAACGUAAAACCAACUUCACCGCGGUAAAUAACCGCCACAAAUUUACGGGGCCCGUGUUUUUUUCUUUUGCAUCCAACGCGUAACUUAAUAUCUCAACUAACUUAUUUGCUGUGAGAUUUAAAAAUGCUAUGGACUGUUAUGGAACCCCGUUAACCCUUAUGUACAUAUUUACGUUAAAUGAACGUAUGAAACUCCGUUCCAAUUAAGGGUGUAACAAGUGCAGCUGCUACAGACGAACGGAAGUUACGCUACUACAGCAAACUGUUUCGAACCAGCUAAGUGCGUUCAAAAACUUUAGACCAUUUCUCGGUCUUAAUUAAGUCUCUAAUCUGGAUUUUAAUGCUCAACAAAAGCUAGAUAUGCAAGCUGUUUUGCGUGUACUCAUUCACGGUAGGCCUAGAUCAAACGCCACUGUAAUGGCGUGAUUUUCAUUACCGAUGAGUUGCUAUCUAUAGUCAAAACCAAUUGUUUGGACACGCCGCAGUUUUCUCGUUUGCCGUUCUCCUCAAACUUAAUUUUUGCAACAAAAUCCUCUGGAAACCCGUUUGCGGUUAAAGUCAUUAUAAUAUAUUUUUGCGUUAAGUUCUGACUUUAAAGGAGCAUAGCCACGCUGUAAAUCAGUUUGCAAACAUUCCUCUUUUUUUGUUAUGCUAUGGAUUAAUUCCGCGAAAACGUUGCGGCAAUUUUUAAUAUAUAUUAAUUGCAUGCAUAUUGCAUACAUGCAAUGUGACUGAAAUUGCUCUUUUAGGAUCGGCAGUGCAGCGUAAAAAAAAGUUUGGGUACCAUUCGGAUGCCUCAGGAUGCUUUUUAUACCAAGCCAGAAUACAUCGAAAUAUUUUUUCUUUUAUUGCUGUUAUUUCUAAUAAUAUGAAUAAAGAGUCAAACGCUGAACAAUCACUGCGGACCUGAAUGGGGCGUGACUCCAUGCUUAUACCCAUGCCUUGGAGGUCUGCCGGAGUAGACGCGUCUAGAUUUGUCGCCAGUGUGCGCCCCUCCUGCGUCCCUGGAGACCUCGCAGAACGCGGAGCCGAGGUCCCCCGUCCCCCAGCGUCCAUCGCCAGUCCCCGGCACCGGCACAAGUGGACAGGGAUGAGGGGAAAGAAAGCGCUCGAACGCUGAAAAACAACGUUUAUUCCCCACGGCGCAAGAUACAAUACAGCUUCGCAGGCAGGCGGAGGCAACCCCAACCACAAUGCCGGGCCUUCGGAACCGCUCCACCUGGGAGCCGCUGCUGCUCAAGGCGUCCUGCAUCAAGUCAUGUGCCAUUGGCUGCUCGCUGGGCAUCACCACCCGGCUCACCUACGCCAACACGGAGAUGGAAUCGGUGGAAGGUGUGUUUGUGUACCCCCUGGGGGAGAAGGAGGUGGUGGUGGGGUUCGAGGCAGCCGUGGCCAGUCGUGCAGUGGGCGUGCAGAUCCAGAGCCGCACCAAACUGGAAGAGUGCUGCCUGGACUGCUGUCCCAGCAACCAUCUGGAUGCACAGUCUGGGAGCGGCAAGGACUGUGGGUGCUGCGGCACCUUUGGUCGGGACGUGCAGUGCACCAAUGGGCAUCUCGUCCUGGAUGAGGAUCUGGAGAGGACCACGUUCAUUGUCAGUACCGGAGUCAUCGCCCCGCUGGACCUGGUGACGGUCAUCUUGAGUACAACCAUGGAGCUGCCCACACUCGAGAAUGGUGCGAUCCACAUGGUUUACCCUUCGGUGCUGAGCCCUCUGGUCAGGGGAAAGAUGGUUCCAAGCAGGAAUGAGCACAGCGGGCGGUGGGAUGAAAAUGGACCUACCAGCUGCUUUGGGGGUGCCCCAGGGAAACAGGACCGCCCCCCAGGCUCUCACCGGCCGUGUGCCCAUGCCAUCUUCACUAGCACCGCCACCAACUACCUGCCCUAUGAGUUCAGUUUCCAGCUGCUUGUGCGGGGAGCUUGUCUCCUCGCAGGCCUGGAGAGCCCCACCCACGCCCUGCGGGCCGACGCAGACCCCGGUGCCCAGUCGGCAUCUGCUACGUACAUCACUCUGGCAGAGGAGCACCCCUACGACCGGCCUGUGGAGAUCAUACUGCACUUAAGCGAACCACACUGUCCCCAGGUCAUCUUGGAGAGGGGUCGUCUCACCUUCCAGGAGUAUGAACAGCAGAUAUGCACACGUCGUGAUUUCAUUCGAUAUGCCAGGAAGGAGGCGGAGCCUGAAAAGAAGCUGGAGUUUGUGAGGAAGAGAUUCCACAAGGACAUCUUGUCCAACCCAGUUCUGAUGCUUAACUUCUGCCCUGACCUGCUGAAUGAGCCAAUGGAGCUGCACCGGGCUACCCGUGAGAUAUUCUUCCUUCUGGACCGCAACAGUAGCAUGAGUGGAUCGAACAUGGAACGGCUCAAGGAAGGAAUGAUGGUAGCCAUAAAGAGCUUGCCACCAGGCACGUUGUUAAACAUAGUGGGAUUCGGCUCCCUGAUCAAGACCCUGUUCCUCACCAGCAAGCUGUGCACCAAUGAGACAGUGACAGCAGCUUACGAAUACACCCAGAAGAUGAAGGCGGACCUGGGGGGCACCAAUCUGCUGGGGGCGCUGUCCUGGGUGUACCAGCAGCCGGGACGCCGUGGCUAUCCUCGGCAAGUGUUCCUCAUCACAGACGGCACGGUCGGCAACGUGGGGCGCGUGCUGGAGCUGGUGCGGAGGAACGCUGGCACGGCCAGGUGCUGUGGCCUUGGACUGGGGCCCUCGGCUUGCCGGCGGCUGCUGCAGGGGGUUGCCAAGGUUACAGGUGGAAAUGCCGAGUUCCUUGGCACGGAAGAGAGGGUGCAGCCUAAGUUGAUCAGACUGCUGAAGAAGGCUUUUGAGCCUGUGGUCACUGAUGUCCAUAUCGACUGGUACGUGCCUGACGACAUGGAGGCUCUUCUCUCGCCCAGUGAGAUUCCUCCACUCUACCCAGGGAACUGCCUGAUGGGAUACUGUACCCUCUACGACAUGUCCGGCUUCAAAACCAAGAAGAACGACGUGAGUGGCCGUGUCUCUAGGGGCCUAUCACGUGGCUCCGUGUCGGUGCACUCACAGGAUGAACUGUGCCCCCCACGUUCCAUGGAGCUGUUUGAGCUACAGGCCGCAUCCUCGGAGCACGGAGACAUCGAAGAGGCUCUCCGAGAGAUCUCCCGGGAGAUCUCAUCCGAGUUCUCCUGUGCCCGGCCCCUGAAUGCCAGUGCUGGAUAUGGCAUGGAGUCCGAUUCGUCCAACGAUGUGCGCAGACGGAUCGCGCGGGCCUCAUAUGUGCAGGACCAGUACACACUGACCCACUGCUCCGUCAGCAGCGACAGGGCCCCACUCCAUAGCUCCUCCCCCUCAGACUCUACAGCACCCCAUCAUGACACCGGCUCUCUACCUCACGGACUAGAGAGGAUGGCCCCCCUAGAGCCCAGGGCCCUGUCUCGCUGGGAGUCGCCAUGGACUCACGCCAGCUCCUCAGAUGGCACGGAUGCUGGGACUGGAAGGGAGGAGUGCCAGCGUAGACGGAUGGCGCUGGCCCGAUCUGCUUUGUCGGGACGCAGCUUCUCUUCUCCUCAGGGAGAACUGGACCUCUACCGCCUGCGGCGCGCUCUCGAGAAGGUCUCCUUUCACCAGACCCUGGGCGGCCGGGUGGAUGAGGGUGACGGCAGGGUGCUGCCGAACCAGCGGGAGGUUCUGUCCCGUAGGAGCCUCACUGAUUCCAACAGCCUGGUGUUCCCUGCCUCCCCCCUGGAUUGGGACAACUUCACGGACCCCGAGUGCCUGUUUGCCGCUGCUUCACCCGAGGAAACCGCAGAGCCCCGCACCCAGUGUCGCUCUGUCAUCCAUGGUCUCCUUGGGGACAAACCCGUGUCCUGGGAGGUUGUUGUUGAUCUCUCCCAGCUGUGGAGGCCUAAGGACCUGGGCCCAGUGGCUGGUGACUGGAAGGAAAUCAUGCAUCAGCUGACUGCACGGUCUGUCAUCAGAGACUUUGAGAACAUGGCGGAGAGGGAGCCUGAGGCGGAGCAUGGUCCAUCAAAGAGGUACCGCAUGAAAGCCAUCCAGACGAGCAAAGCCUGCAACACCACCUGCAUGUACACAAGCUUUGUCGCCAUUGACACCAAUACCAACGAGGGCCCCGUGGGCUCUGUAGAAGUGCGCAACAGGGGGUCACGGUCUACCGCACGGCAAAGAGGCAGGGCUUACUCUGUGGGCCUGGACCGCAGACCCUCUACCAGGGACUCUGAAGACCUCGAGGACACCUCUAUGUGCACAGACAGGGACGACACACCUGCCUCCCCCUGCAGCCUGACAUCCUGGGACAGCAGUACCGGCGGUACCUGGAACCCUGCCAGCCCCUCGGCUGUGUCCACACGUUCUCAGCGCUCGAUGGAGAGCUGGUCCGUAGAGAGCUUCUUCGGGUCCAGAUUCACCUUGGGUCGGCUCCGGACCACCGAAUCGAUGAGCAGACAGAUGCAGAGCAAGCCCCACUGCCUGUCGGAGAACCAGCCGGAUUCGGACAACAGGGAUUACAUGUCGCUGAUUUGGCUGCAGCUAGCUUCCGGGGCCUUCCUGCUGACGGAGCAGUACUCAGAGUGUGUACAGAUCCCCCUGGAUCGCUUGAAGAGGGCCUCGCCUUACACCUGCCACCGAAGAAGCCUGAGUCCCCCGUUCCGCUGUUCGUUUCCCACCACCAGCUCCAAGCCCCUCCGGGGCCUUAGCCAUGCAGUCAGUGCUGACGCGAGCAUUCCAGCUCUGCGGCCGAGGGCCAGGCGCUACCGCAGCAGCGAGCCCACAAACCUGACCUUAGAUACAAAGAACUUGGGAGGGGCCUCCCCAGACCCAUUAGGGGGUGUGAUGCAGGCAGACAGUGGAAGGGGCUCGGAGACUGAUGUAUGUGAGGGGUUUCUGCUAGAGCCCCCAGACCAGUCUGACGACCAGCAGGACCUAGAGGGCUCAAGCUGGGCCACAGCUGUGGCCCUGGCCUGGCUGGAGCACCGCUGCGCCGGCUUCUUCGUGGAGUGGGAACUGGUGGCCGCAAAAGCAGACUUCUGGCUGAGGAGUCAGCGGCUGCCUGAGGGUGUGGACCUGGCUGGCCUGAAGGGGGCAGCGCGCCAGCUCUUCCUGCUCAUCCGCCACUGGGACGAGAAUAUAAAGCUCAACAUGCUGUGCUACAACCCCGACAACAUGUGAAAAGCCACGUGUGCCGCCACACCUGUAUGGUCACCUGUGAGAUGUGUGUCUUUACAUUGCUGCUUGCCCCCAGUCAGAUGAAUAAAAAAUUAAAAUAAAAAAGAAUCCUUAUU